This is a messenger RNA of Macroventuria anomochaeta, 1110 nucleotides long. RefSeq lists its product as uncharacterized. The transcript has a single exon. The record is from RefSeq and is a predicted model, not a curated record. Lineage: Eukaryota; Fungi; Ascomycota; Dothideomycetes; Pleosporales; Didymellaceae. The coding region runs from base 192 to 950 and encodes 252 amino acids.
UCCACCUGGCGCUAUCUCAUGAGCCGACCAUGAGCAUGUCUCAGAUGCAGUUUUGGUCACACCUUUAGUCUGUUCAAGUCAAAGGGUUCUCGCCGCUUAGUGGGCAGCCUGAGCAUGGAGGUGUUAAUCAAUGUCGGCGGGAACCCUAUCCACGCUUACCAGUGAGAUUGCCUGUCGAACAAAGCCCUUCAAUGUUCGCAUCGCGUACGAUGUCAGAUGCCACCAUCGAAGAUGAAAGUAACCUCCAUACGGGAUGUACAUCUAUUUGGAUCCUUCAACACAAUCUCGGUCCGGUGAAUACAUCGUUACACAUUGAUGGUUGGAAACGAUUACACAGUGCAGCAUACAUGCCCAGGAUGUUCGCAAAACAGGCUCAUUUUGGGAUAGUGCACUCUGUCGGACGUUUCUGUGAUGGUGUCCCGCAAAGCGAGACCAAGAUCGACAGGGUCAUGCCAGUAACCAAGAAGUCCAGGCUGGUCUUAUUGACCAUGUGGCCUUGCCAGACAACUCGCUCCAACUGUUGGCUGCAACAGUCAAGCAUGUUCAUGAGUAAGCCAUUGAUACUAUAUGAUUCGCUGGAAAACGAGGCCAGGUGCUAUCCAAAUAUAGCGCUUGGACAACACAUGUGGCGGUGCCUAGCCACAAGUUGCUUGUAUCCUUGUGGCAUCAAGUAUCCGUGCUGUAGGCGCUGUAUUGCGGUUUCAGUUCCUGCGUCCACAGGUUGGGUGGGGUACACUGCAGGUGUGCAUGCAACGGAUAUCGAUUGUGUACGGACGGCACUAAUGUCAAGACUCAUGAUUGCUAUUAGACGACUAGGAAUAGUCUGCAUUGUCGCAUCUCCACAUCCAGCGCAAGUCGCUAUCAAGAGGCCGGCCAGAUUAGGACCUCUCGAACAUUUCGAUCUAGUAUCCAUGAGGCUCGCGUUCGCAACCCGGUCGUGGGACCGAUGACAGCAGCAAAGCCUACUGUAGGCCUCUGCGCCUAAUAUAGUUCAUCUUGGGGAUCAGCGAUCACCCCGCAAAUGCCAUAGCGAUGGAUGCUUCCUCAUACCCACCACGUGAACGGAUGACCGUUACGUCUAUGGGUAACACAGGAUGGUGGACCAUGGAA